AUGCCAGGGAAAACGCCUCAUUCAAACGGAAAAGAGCCGGUCGAGAACGGUAUUAGGAACAACCAGGACGUUGACAUGACCGACGAGAAGUCCUCGCUUAAGGGAAAGGGCAAGAAGGGUGUUAAGGAAGGCGAAGAUAUGACAGUUGUCGUCCCCCCUUCGAAGACCACAAAACAAUCUUCUCAACCACCUCCGCCUGACGCUGAUGGAGACAUCGAAAUGGACGUGGAUAAGCCGGAGGAUCUCGAGGUCAAGAUCGACCCCGUCACUCAGGCCAUCACAGAUAUUAAGAGUAAUUUCGCCCUCCUCGACCGCGCAGUAGCUCUAUUCGAUGCCAGAUUCUCGUUAAGGGCCUUAAGAUCUAUUUCUUCCCUUCGGAAGCGUCUCACACCGGAUAUCCUAGCCCAGGUUAUCGCAGAGACUUUCUCGGUCUCGAGCACAUCCGCCAACGUGGCUAAGCAACUUCUAGUUGCUAUCGGAAAAGAAGAUGUAUCACUAGGUCGCCAGCCUAGUUCUGAGAUGGAGAUUGAUAGCGAACCAAAGGCUCCCGCUAAGAACGGGAGCAAGAAGGAGAAUAAGGAGGUCAUUCCUGAGAUCGAUAUCUUCCUGAGCAUCUUGGUUCAAGUCUAUCUAUUUGACGCCAAGCAAUUCCAGCAGGGAGCGGAAUUUUCCAAAUACCUUUCAGAGCGCAUCCACUCUUUGAAUCGCCGGACUCUAGAUUCGCUUUCCGCAAAGGCCUACUUCUACUACUCUCUAUUCUGCGAGCAGCUUGCACCUUUGCCCCCGUCUCCUCAGUCUCCGAUCGUUGCGAUCCGCCCGACCCUUUUGACUGCUCUCCGGACUGCCGUCUUACGAAAGGAUAUCGAUAUUCAAGCCUCGGUUAUCGUACUCCUUCUCCGAAGCUAUCUAUUGACUUCCCACAUCUCUCAAGCGGAUCUCCUUGUAUCUCACACUCAGUUCCCCGAGAAUGCUGCCAACAACCAAGUUGCACGCUUCCUUUAUUACCUCGGCCGGAUCCGAGCCAUUCAGUUGCGCUACACUGAGGCACAUGAACAUCUAACGGCAGCCACACGAAAAGCUCCGGCAAGCUCAUGCGCCUUGGGUUUCGCGCAAACUGCGACAAAGCUUCUGCUCGUUGUGGAGCUGCUAAUGGGUGAUAUCCCCGAACGUGCUACCUUCCGCGUUUCCAAUAUGGAGCAAGCCCUUCACCCAUACUUCUUACUCGUCCAAGCUGUACGAGUAGGUAACUUGGAGGAUUUUGAGGUGACGAUCGCUGACCAUGCCGACACCUUCCGCCGCGAUGGGACAUACUCGCUCAUCCUACGCCUUCGCCAGAACGUCAUCAAGACCGGCAUCCGCAUGAUGAGCUUGAGCUACAGCCGUAUCUCGCUGCGCGACAUAUGCAUCCGCCUGCAUCUUGGUAGUGAAGAGAGCGCGGAGUACAUCGUCGCUAAGGCGAUCCGCGACGGUGUCAUUGAGGCGACCUUAGAUCGGGAACGAGGUUUCAUGAAGAGCAAGGAGGUUGGUGACGUUUACGCUACUAGGGAACCGGGAGAGGCGUUCCACGAUCGUAUCAGAGCUUGUCUUGCGCUACAUGAUGAAAGUGUGAAGGCCAUGCGUUUCCCUAUGAACCAGCACAGACUAGAGUUGAAGAACGCUCAGGAGGCGCGUGAACGAGAACGUGAGAUGGCAAAGGAGAUACAAGAAGGUGACCUGGACGAAGAUGACCUCGGUGGAGACUUCGAGGGGAUGUAA
Molecule: messenger RNA, 1755 nt
Organism: Daldinia childiae
Lineage: Eukaryota; Fungi; Ascomycota; Sordariomycetes; Xylariales; Hypoxylaceae
Product: putative 26S proteasome regulatory subunit rpn3
Exons: 3
Coding region: 1-1755 (584 amino acids)
Biological process (GO): regulation of protein catabolic process; ubiquitin-dependent protein catabolic process
Cellular component (GO): proteasome regulatory particle, lid subcomplex; proteasome complex
Molecular function (GO): enzyme regulator activity
Source: RefSeq, a predicted model, not a curated record